Molecule: messenger RNA, 2754 nt
Organism: Purpureocillium takamizusanense
Lineage: Eukaryota; Fungi; Ascomycota; Sordariomycetes; Hypocreales; Ophiocordycipitaceae
Exons: 6
Coding region: 1-2754 (917 amino acids)
Molecular function (GO): polygalacturonase activity
Source: RefSeq, a predicted model, not a curated record
AUGGGGCGAGGCUUUCUAUUUGUGUUGCCUUGGGCGGCUUUGCUACUGCAGGUCUUUGCAGGCCACGCUAUCAGAGGGCCCGGGGAAGAACUCGCACGUGGAGGAGGCGUGCUGCUCGCGCGUGGUGAUGCCGGAACCCAGCCCGUCCCAUCCGUCCAUGUGGCGGCGGCGGCGGCCGACAUUGCAGCUGCACGAAGCAUCGUCGACCGCGCCAUCAAGGACAUGUCGAGACUGAACAAGGCGCGCUUAGACCACCCCGCCCGAAACAAGUACACACUCAAACCUACGUCCAAGGGUCGCAAGCGGGACGGCUCGUCGGGCGCGACGCCUCCUCUGCUUGACGUCACCUCGGAGAUCGCCAAAGCGGCCGCGUUGAUUGCCAAUGUUGAAGCUGCCGCCGGGCCAUCGCCGUCUGUGCCGAAGCGUGAGACCAGAUUUUGGAUGGAAGGCCUAGACCGAAAAGGCACAGUCCCCUGGGGCAACGAUACCAGCUACAAAGUGUUUCGCAACGUUGUCACUGAUUACGGCGCUGAUCCCACUGGUAAAACGGACUCCACUGCCGCUAUCAACAAAGCCAUUACCGAUGGCAAACGCUGCGGGGAGAAAUGCAGCGGCUCAACGACCAAGACUGCUAUCGUGUACUUCCCACCUGGCACGUAUCUCAUUUCCAGCAGCAUCGCAGUUCUCAUUGGCACACAAAUUAUUGGCGAUGCAAAUUAUUGGCCUGUCCUCAAGGCUGCCCCAAGUUUUGUUGGUCUUGGAGUCUUGUCCACGGACGUUUACGUCGGGGGUAAAGGGCCCGACGGUAACGACAAUGAGUACUACAUCAACACCUCGCGAUUUUAUAGCCAGAUUCGGAACAUCCGCAUUGAUAUCACGGACACAAAUGCCAAUGCCUAUGUUUGCGCUGUUCACUAUCAGGUAGCGCAGGCAACGACGAUUCAGAAUGUCGAGCUCAUUGCGAAGACCGGAACGACCCAACAAGGCAUGUUUGCCGAAAACGGAAGCGGAGGCGUCCUGUCGGAUGUUACCUUCACGGGUGGUAACUUUGGCUUCUAUGGCGGAAACCAGCAAUUCAGUGCCGUGCGUAUGACAUUCAACGGCUGCAAGACGGCGGCUCAGAUCACAUGGGACUGGGGUUGGGUAUGGAAGUCAGUCAAAGUAAACGGCGCAGACGUGGGAUUCCGACUUGUUGGUGCCGAUGGCAGCAACCAAGUCGGGUCUAUUUCAUUCAUUGACUCGACCUUCUCCGACAUCAAAACCUCAGCAAUUAUUCUCAAAACACCCGACGCGGCUCCUGGGACUGGAACCACUGGCGUCGUCCUCGACAACGUUCUGCUGGGUGGCAACAUCGCCGAUCAUACAGGCAAGCAGCUGCUAGCAGCCGGCUACCAUAGGAGCUGGGUUGUUGGUCCCGUCUACCAGAAGGGUAUCCGCUCCUGGCAGGCUGGCUCAGUAGAGUACCAUCGCAAGAAAGCCCUGCUCGGCGAAGCAGUCGAGGGAUUACAAGUCCCUCCCUAUUUUGAGCGACUACGAGCGCAAUACGAGGACAAGACUGUCGCCGACUUUGUGCACCUCAAGGAUGGCGGGGCAAAGGGAGACGGGAGCACCGAUGACACAGCUGCCGCACAGGCCACCUUCAACCGAUACGGCGAUGGGAGCAAGAUCAUUUAUGUCGACUCAGGAACUUACAUGUUGACAGACACGGUAACUAUACCGAAAAACGCCAAGGUCGUCGGCGAGGCCUGGGCUCAGUUUGCGGCUACUGGCGACAAGUUUUCUGAUCCAGGGAAUCCACGCCCGAUGCUCAAGGUGGGCAACGUUGGUGACGUGGGGUCCGUUGAGAUACAAGACCUCAUCCUCACGACGAAAGGCGGCACUGCAGGCGUCGUCCUCAUGCAAUGGAACGUGAAGGCGAGCGGUCCCGGUGCCGCUGCGCUGUGGGAUGUCCACGCUCGAGUUGGUGGAGCCACGGGCACGGAGCUCACACCGAGAGAAUGCCCGGCCCUCAAAAGUGGCCCCAAUCCAGACAGCUGCAAGGCGGCGAGUCUACUAUUCCACCUCACCUCCAAGGCUUCGGCUUAUCUGGACAAUAUGUGGUUGUGGGUCGCUGACCACAUGGCGGACGACGAGGACCUCGACUCUGCGGUCAACGACAACCCCCAGGUCUCUGUAUACAGCGCCCGAGGGUUCCUGAUUGAGAGCAAAGGCCCGACUUGGCUAUAUGGCACAGCUUCCGAGCACAGUGUCUACUAUCAGUAUAAUUUCUUCAAGGCCCGGAACAUCUUCACCACCAUGAUACAGACGGAGGCGCCAUACUACCAGCCGACCCCGCCCCCUCCUGCGCCUUUCCAGAACGACGUCGGCCGACUGCCCGGCGAUCCCAGCUACGCCUGCAACGAUACGACAACAGGCGGCUGCGAUGAAUCGUGGGCGGUCAUGAUGCAAGGAUGUCAGAAUGUGCACAUCGGCGGGGCAGGGACGUACUCCUGGUUCAGGACGUAUGCCCAGGACUGCGUGGCCAAGCACGCGUGCCAAAAGACUCUCUGGUGGCUCGACGGCAACUAUGAUAACAAUCGCUUGCAACACAUUAUUGGAAUCGGCGCGGAGAAUGUGCUGGCGGUUGACGGUAAGGUGGUGAGUUCGUUGGACAACCUUGCCACGACGGGUGGUGUGCAGUGGGCGCAGAUUUCCGUCCUCGACGUUCCGUCCAAGGGUAGAGCGCCUGGUACCUGCGUCCAACAGCUUGUAUGA